Molecule: messenger RNA, 228 nt
Organism: Thlaspi arvense
Lineage: Eukaryota; Viridiplantae; Streptophyta; Magnoliopsida; Brassicales; Brassicaceae
Source: the annotation of a GenBank genome assembly
AUGGUGACUGGUAGCUCAAGGAUAAUCAAGGAGAAGACAAUUCAUGUUUUAAACAAGAAUGAACAUGCUCUUGAUAUGGCUGCUCCUGUUCAUGACCACUUGGGUGAUGUUGAUGGAUCCAUUUGCGACAACAUGUCAGUAAAGAAGAGAACUAAAUGUUCUGCUUCUAGAGGGCAAACCCUACAGGGAGGGAAUGGGGGAGGGAGGGGUUAUGAGGAAGAUGCUUGA